GAGGGCGGGAGGGGGGUAGGAGGGACGGUGAAGGAUGUCGAUGCGCCGCUGGUGGUCGGUUUCGGGGGUUGACUCGCGCCGCGGGGGCGAUGAGCAGCGCACUUCCCUCCGCCCUGGGAUUGACCUGCUGCCGUUACUUGCUACUGCUGACCUGCUGCCUCGUCGUCUUCCUGGCCACCAGCAUCAGCUGCGGCACCGCCCGAAGUCGGCCCGAGGAGCCGCGGGCUCGCCUGACCCGCUCGCUACCGGCAGGUGAUGACGUGCGCGGGUCCAGCUACGACGACGACGACAUCAACGACGAGCUCGACGACGACGUCUAUGACGACGAGGAGGAUUACGAAGAGGAGAACGUCACUGCGGCGAAGGGACAGUACCUUGGCUCGCCGUGCGAUGUCUCAUGCAAUCCGGAUCUACAGCACGUGUUCUGCGACGAGAUCACCGGCUUCUGUGAGUGCGAAAAAUUCUAUCCAGUCCGUCUUGGGCCUAGUAAAGGAUGUGCCAAACCUAAAAAAAUCGGCGAGCAAUGUUUCUAUCGGGCGACUUGCACUUUCACGGAUCAGCACGCGACCUGCACUCAGGUUCAGCACAAUGCCGUCUGCGACUGCGAGCAGGGUUACCACAGGGUGUCCCUGUCCAGGCCUAACAAGAAGGUGUUCUGCGCCGAAGAUCUGGUGCUGAUAACGACAAACAUUCCUACGCUGCUGUGCAUAGCAUCCGGAAUAGCGAUAUUCACGGCUAUGAUCUGUUUCGUACUGAAACUGUUCAGUCGUGCGAGAUACACAAGGCCGCGGCACUACGCCAACGCGAAUCACGCGCCGCCGAUGCUGUUCUCCAGCGACACGGGUAUCCCGCUGACGCUUCACGGUGGCCGUCCAUCGUCGCGUUCCAGCCAGAGGAGCAGCACGGGAGGGCCGUUGACCUACGCGUUCUCCAGGAGGCCAAGCAGCGGUGGUAGCCGCGGUCCUUUGGUACCGGCGUCAAGAGCAGGUGCGGCACGUGCCGCCGCCAUCUUGCUUAUAUCGUGUCACCUGCAGGCGACCAAAGGCGGGAACAAGCAUCGACGUACCCUUAGCGACGUUGCUGAGGGAUCGUCCGACGGCCUCGGUUCUCGGCGGCCUAGCUUAACGUCGGUUCACAGUUCGACGUCCUCGGCACGUAGUUACAGUGCGCGAAGACUUGAAAAGGAGAGAAAUGAAAAGGAGCAACGACAGGCGUUGCAAGAAUUGGCCAGGCAAAGGGAGCAACAGCAGCAGCAGCAGCAGGUCGCGCCUACGCCUAGUCCCAGGACCCCUCAUUCCAUGGACGAGCUGUUGCCCUCGGUGGAAGAGGGGAAAGAAGUCUUUUAUAACGAGCAGGUCCCGACGACUUCCGACAUGACCGAAGAAACCGCGGCGAAGGCCGGCACGAUUGUAAAGACGAACGUGGCAAUAUUCGACGAGAUGCCACCCGUCACGACCUCGACAACGUCCAUCUUCGAAACGAACAUCGCGCCGCGUGCUACCGGUGACAUUUUUCAAGUGUAGUUAAGGGGACUUAAAAUAUUGACUCAACCGUGACGCGAAAACCAGUGAGGCAUUCGGUAAAAGAGGACGCUUAGCAGCACAGUUCCGCGGCGUAAGAAAUGUGAAGCACCUAGUCAUUUGAGAAUGAACAUCGGAGUGUUUCGAUCGAAGAAAACUGUUGAUAGGAUAUAAUAAAAAAAAGAGUCGUUAAAAUUAUGCUUGAGCCACGCGCAAAGGCCUACGACUUAUUCGAUGAGAUUUGUUUUUACUAAACGAGUAUCGGCGACGCAAUUGAGCCAGCUUUGAAGAAAUGCAAAAUUCAUGAUCGUUCGGCUUUAAAAUAUCUAAUGUUCGUGAAUAUACCACGACGGAGGUGCUGAUAUAUGAAUGGGUACCUGAAGACGGGAAUGGAACGUGUACAUUUAAGUGAACGCCGAGCAUUGAAGUGUUGCAUAUUUAUUUACAGAUCCAGCAGUGAAUGUUCGAACGUUCUUUCUUGCCGAUUUUUCAAAAACGUAUAGUUUCAACAAAAGAUUUUUAUCAAAUAUCCGCCCUUCACCAAUGAAACUUGUAUCUUUUUUUACUGGAAUACUUUGGUAAUUCUAAUUUUCACUUUGAACAAGAAUGAAGUAGCAUUAGUCGACUGAUAUUUUGCGACUCACGUUUUUUAAGCGAAUCAUUGUUUCGAUGGUAGUUCUUGUUUAUAAAACGAGUCAUAGCGAUUGAUAGAAGCGGAGAUAUUUAGGACAGAGAUAAUUCAUUGAGAUUUCCUUACAUAUCAGCGAUGAUAUCGACUCUUUCCUUCUCUUAUUCUUUUUCAAAUACAAUAGAUCACAAUUGCGAGCCUCGUCGGUUUAGUGAGUGAUCUUUACAAUUUUUAUUCCCUGUUUCGUAUUAUCAAUUUAAUCACAUAUCAACGACGGAACAAGAUCAUUUUCAACGCUACAGGGAUCGGAAAUUUCUAUAAAAAUCUCUCGAGAAGAGGAAUUAAACUGGAAUCACGCGCAUAGAUUAAAUCGUUUAAUCUGGAGACAGGAUUUGAUGUUGUUAAAAAGCAAUUGGCAGGGCAUUUCUCGAGUGGGUCGAGGCUAAACAUACCUCUAUAAUCUUAGGUAAAUUACUCCGCGAGAACCGAAGGAGGAACGAAACAUAGAACUGAUGCUUGGACGGAAACGUGGUAUCAAAAUCGUGCUAAAAUUAAAAAAAAGAAAAAAAGAACGCUGUGCUACGAGUAUUACGAUCUCGUUAUCUCGCUUUUUCGCGAUCGAGACUGCGCGAGGCACGAGCGGUUUCUCAUUUCUCUUAAUUGCAUUAAGAACAACCAACGGACGAUAUAAUAAAUGAACCUCCAUCUAUACAUCACGUAAAUGAACAGAUUAAAUAUUUCGUCGGUUGCGUUGACCCAUCCGUAUGAUAACGUUGUUAGUUUAUGAGACACAGUCACGAAACGGUCUACGAGAGAACGCGUUUUCUUUAAAGUAAUAGUAAUAUAUUCUUGUUACUGAUUGAUUGAAAAUUUUUAUCUUUUUUCAAAUGGUGUAAACUGUCUCGUUGCAUCGAUACUCCCGAGUCGCCCGGCUCUCUGAUGUAAAUUGUAGCGGUAAAAAAUUCGUUAAAAACAAAUUACAUAUAUUCUAUAUAUAAAAAUUCUAUAUAAUGCGUGUAUAUACGUAAAAAGCGAACAUGCACGAGGGGCUGUGUUGCAUUUGAGAAAGGGGGGGACGAAGAGAAUGCACGUAUAAUUGCUGUUGAGCGAGGGAAUGAAAAGAAAUGUGUAUCGGCGACUGUUCUCGUGUUCGAAUAAUUACGCUGCCUUUCCCGAUGAAUAAAUCUAAAAGGAAGAAACAACCUAGUGAAAAUUACGCAGAAAAUAUGUAGAGGACGAGAAUUUUAACGAGCGUUCUCGCGGCUAAUAAUAAGUCAUGCACGUACACACAUUCACACAGGAGACACGUAUACAGGGAGAAUUGUAAGAAAAUGGGACAUGAACACACAGAAGCACGUUUGGCGACGGUUGCACGCCCAAUUUCGAUCGUGGUCGAAUAACUUUGAUUCGAAUUAAUAUCGUCACAGCCCGCGUAUGAUUAUUGUCACGAUUGUAUUAUUAUUAUUUAUGCGAGAUGGUUUGAACCGCUGCCUGAUUUCUAAAACGGUCGAUGUGAACACGUUAUCGUUUUAUCCCAUUUUAAAUGUAUACUGUAUAAUAAAAUUGUAAUAUAGUCGUUGGGCAAAUAAAGCUCGCUUUUCGAUAUA
Ceratina calcarata is the source of this 3755-nucleotide messenger RNA. RefSeq lists its product as uncharacterized. The transcript has 7 exons. Bases 90 to 1523 code for a protein of 477 amino acids. The record is from RefSeq and is a predicted model, not a curated record. Lineage: Eukaryota; Metazoa; Arthropoda; Insecta; Hymenoptera; Apidae.